Molecule: messenger RNA, 456 nt
Organism: Aphanomyces astaci
Lineage: Eukaryota; Oomycota; Saprolegniomycetes; Saprolegniales; Verrucalvaceae
Exons: 2
Coding region: 1-456 (151 amino acids)
Source: RefSeq, a predicted model, not a curated record
AUGCCGAUCGCCAGCAUUUUCCUUGGAUCCGCCGCAUGGUGGAUGGCAAACUACGUUGUCAAGGAACCUUGCCACACUUCUGCCUUGAAAGCAGAGGAGUGGAUUGCUGAGCUCUUAGGUGGCAACCCGAGACGGUUCCGAAAGCAACUGCGUAUCCUUCCAAGCACCUUCCUGUCAUUGCUGGACGUUCUCCAGAGACAACACUCACUCAAGCCGAGCAGAUUCGUGUCUGCCAGAGAAAAGUUGGCAACCUUUCUCUUCAUCUGUGGCCAUGGGGCAUCCAAUCGCGACGCUCAAGAGCGAUUUCAACGCAGUGGGUGGACGAUCGCCCAGUCCAUCAACGAGCCAGAAUACCCGUUUCAAACCCAUUUGCAUCUCGUUUACGCCCUCUGCGGGCUACACAACAUCAUCACGGAACUCGAAAGCGAAGGCCGACGAAGCCAAGAAAAAGCGUGA